Molecule: messenger RNA, 1891 nt
Organism: Octodon degus (degu)
Lineage: Eukaryota; Metazoa; Chordata; Mammalia; Rodentia; Octodontidae
Gene: Impact
Product: impact RWD domain protein
Exons: 10
Coding region: 1-939 (312 amino acids)
Biological process (GO): regulation of translational initiation
Cellular component (GO): cytoplasm
Molecular function (GO): protein binding
Source: RefSeq, a predicted model, not a curated record
AUGGCCCCGCUCGGGAGAACGCUGAGGAAGCAGAACGUGGUGGCGACCCGUAAGAUUAGGUUUCCAGGGCUUGUACGUUGGUUGACUUUUAAAAUCACCUUUCAGAAUGAUGAAAUCGAAGCAUUGUCAGCCAUUUAUGAGAACGAGUGGUGUGUCGUCGAUGCCGCUGCCAGAGUAUUUUGUAUUAGAAUCGACGACGAUAAAGAUCAUCCCAAAUGGACAAUUUGCUUGCAGGUGGUGCUGCCGAAUGAGUACCCAGCCACGGCUCCUCCUAUUUAUCAAUUGAAUGCCCCAUGGCUUAGAGGGCAAGAACGUGUGAAUAUAUCCAACAGCCUUGAAGAAAUAUAUAUAGACAAUAUUGGUGAAAGUAUUCUUUACCUGUGGGUGGAGAAAAUAAGAGAUGUUCUAAUACGAAAAUCUCAGCUGGAAGAACCUGGCCCGGUUGUAGAGAAGAAGACUGAAGAGGAAGACGAUGACUAUGAAGAUGAUCUCUUUUUAGAAUAUGACCCAGAAAAACUAUAUAGAACAUUUGAUUAUGACUUCAGUGAGCAUCAGCCAGAAAUAGAAGAAUUGCCUCCAGUUGAUCAUGGCAUUCCCAUUACAGACCGAAGAAGCACUUUUCAGGCUCACUUGGCUCCGGUAGUUUGUCCUAAGCAGGACUGUGAGGACGACGGGGAGACGGCCGCUGGUGGACGCCUGCUCCAUCUCUUGGAGAAUGGAUUAUUUUGCUCUAAGAUUUUGAAUGUAAGGAAUGUCAUGGUGGUAGUGUCACGCUGGUAUGGAGGGAUUCUGCUAGGACCAGAUCGCUUCAAACACAUCAACAACUGUGCCAGAAACAUACUACUGGAGAAGAACUACAUAAGUUCUCCUGAGGAAUCAUCUAAGGGCUUGGGAAAGAACAAAAAAGCAAAAAAGGACAAGAAGAAGAGUGAAAAUUAAUACUUGAGGCUGCAUGAGGGGUCACUCAGCCUGUAGUUACACACACAUUCGGGGUCAUGGAGGAAUCUUGCAGAGAGCGACUGCACCACUCGGCCCUGCCAUUGUGAACACCAGCACUAGCUUUUCUUCUUUGGUUUUAUCAUCUGCCAAAAGUGGAGAAGUUACGAUAUAUUCAUGUGUGUUGUGGGCUUAUUUGGGAGAACUAAUUUGAACUUAAUCACUCUUUCAUCCAAUUUCAGGAAGGUAGCAGUUGCCCAGGGCAGUACCUGAAUUAACUGUCCAUUUCAGUACGUGUCAAGUGCCUUUGUUAGGUGGGGAAGAAGUGUCUCCUGAGGACGAUAAGGACCUGAUUUCUUGUCAUAGAGAUUCUCAUGUUCUAAAUGAAUAUUGCCUUUUACUGCUCUUUAUGGCUUAUUGGAAUAGGAGCUCAUUGAAGAUUGAUUUUGGAGAGCUUUUUCUUGCAAUUUUAGUUCACAAGUCUGUCCCUUUUCAUUUUAUAGUGUUCAUCAGUGAGUAAUAGAUGAGUGAAAAUCAGGAGUCUCCAUCUGUAGUUGCGUGCUGAGCUGGCAACUCGUCUACCCUCUUUGUUAGCCUGCAUGUCACGCCUUAGUUUCUGUCACAAAUUAGUGGUUAUGAAAUACCAAAAAAAUGACUUUCUCAUCUGUCUUUUUUUAAUUCUUAUAAAAUGGCAAAUACAGAGUAUCAGUGGGCUUCUUCCAGCCCUGAGGUGUGUUCAUGUAAUAUUCUGGUCUCUCGUAACAACCUGGGAGAACCUUUCUUGUGAUUGACAUUGAGGAAUCAGAACACUGGUGGAAGCUGAGCUUUGGUCAGGGAGACAUGGGUGGAGGUACAGAGUGACACCGGCAUUGGACGGAGUUGAUCAGCUGGCUUUCUCAGUUCUAUAAUUUUGAAAAGAAGAAGAGGAGCACAUCUCUUGACUGGAAAAACAAAA